AUGGCCGGAUUUCACCUACCAGGGGACCCAUAUUUUCCCAAUCAGGGAAAUGUUGGAUGGGUCAAGGAAGAGCCCGAGCAACAAAUCGAAGAUGAUCCCGAAGAGAAUCCCAAAGAGGAACCCGAAGAGGAUCCCGAAGAGGAACCCGAAAAGGAACACGAAGAGGAUCCCGAGGAGGAACCCAAAGAGGACCCCGAAGAAGAAAAAGAAGAAGAAGAAGAAGACAUCGAGGAAGACAUGGAUGAGGACGAAAAUGAAGAAGAGCCCAAAGUCUUAAACCCUCCUUACAUCGCGAGGGUGCCCGUACACUGCUUCGGAUACAACGGGCCUGAACCCCGCUGGGCAACAACGAUCAAAAGGUGGAGCCGACAACAACGCCAGCGGUCACCAUAUGGCGAUCAACGAGGUUAUUACGACCUUAUCCAUGGAGGACAGGCUGAUAGGGCCCUCCCUGUCAUGACUCAACGGAUAACAAGUAUAGAUGAUCGCGGUAGGACAACGACCGAUCAUGUCUGGGAACUGAGUGCCAUCGUAGAAUCUACCACUGCUCGCACCAGAGACUUAGAACGAGGCUUCCACCACAGAGACCAACUUAUUCAGGACCUUCUCACUGCUCGAGCAGAAACAAGGGAGUAUCGGGAAAGAUACAGAGUGCUCGAAGAGAUAAUGGUUGCAACCGAACGGAGACUGGCGGAACUACAAGGUGCAUCGACAUCAUCCCAAGCUCUGCCAGGGAAGGAUCGUCAUGAGUAG
Messenger RNA from Lactuca sativa (garden lettuce), 753 nucleotides. NCBI's taxonomy places the organism in Eukaryota, Viridiplantae, Streptophyta, Magnoliopsida, Asterales, Asteraceae. The record is from RefSeq and is a predicted model, not a curated record.